This is a messenger RNA of Hibiscus syriacus, 414 nucleotides long. Its product is annotated as MDIS1-interacting receptor like kinase 2-like. The transcript has 2 exons. Bases 1 to 414 code for a protein of 137 amino acids. Gene Ontology annotation, biological process: protein phosphorylation. Gene Ontology annotation, molecular function: ATP binding; protein kinase activity. NCBI's taxonomy places the organism in Eukaryota, Viridiplantae, Streptophyta, Magnoliopsida, Malvales, Malvaceae. The record is from RefSeq and is a predicted model, not a curated record.
AUGUCGGGUCGGGUUCGGACGGGUGGAAGAACAACCGGAAAGAACGGGACAUUUUUCAUAUGGAAGUAUGAUGAGAAGAUAGUAUACGAGGAUAUCAUUGCAGCAAAAGAGGAUUUCGACUUUCGUUACUAUAUCCGUGUUGGUCGUUACGGCGGCGUUUACAGAGCGCAACUCCCUUGUGGAAAAGUUGUUGCCUUGAAAAAACUUCACCGUUUAGAAGCAGAAAAUCCUGCCUUGGACAAGAAAUUCAGGAACGAGAUCAAGUUUCUAACGCAAAUACGACAUCGGCACAUCGUGAAGCUUCAUGGAUUUUGUCUACACCGACGCUCCAUGUUCUUGAUCUACGAAUACAUGGAGAAAGGGAGUUUGUUCUGUAACCUAAGAGAUGAAGUGGAAGCCGUGGAAAUAGAUUGA